Messenger RNA from Triticum aestivum (bread wheat), 1563 nucleotides. RefSeq lists its product as uncharacterized. Bases 68 to 601 code for a protein of 177 amino acids. The transcript has 2 exons. The record is from RefSeq and is a predicted model, not a curated record. NCBI's taxonomy places the organism in Eukaryota, Viridiplantae, Streptophyta, Magnoliopsida, Poales, Poaceae.
UCACCUACACGGUCCAUACACUUAGGCACCAUUAGUUGGUCCCAACUCUGCAUCCACUCCAUCUCCCAUGGCCAAUUUUGAGAUCACUCAAUACGAGGGUGCACUUGUGGAGAACACCAAGAUCAGCUUCCGCAACUUGUACUUGCGCCGGUUCUCUUCAGGACCAGAGAAGAACCAGUUAGUGCUAAUAGACGGGUAUGGUUCAACUGAUCUUGGGCUUACUGCCGCCAACAACUGGGCAAUAUAUGAUGGCACCGGUCCGGAUGCAAAGCUGGUUGCCCAUGCACAAGGUCUGCAGACCAACGUUGCAGGCAACUGGUACAACUCAUUCGUCAUGGUGUUUGAGAUUGAGAGGUUCAAGGGGUCCACGCUUGAGAUAAUGGGAGCAACAGUCGAGAAAGAAGGCGAGUGGGCAAUUGUCGGUGGAACGGGUGGCUUUGCAAUGGCUCGUGGUAUCAUCCAGAGAAAAGUACAUGAAAAGAGAGCUGAUGGAGAAAUACUAGAGCUUACCAUCGACGCAUUCUACCGCAUGAAGAUGGAGGUGAGCCUACUAUUCCAUUAUGCUCUUGUUUACUUGCACUUCCACACUAUAUACUACUAGUCGUGAACCUGUGCGAAUGCAGACAGUUUGAUUUCUACAACUGAUCAAGUUUGGUGAGAAAAAAACUAUUGGUCCCACUAGAUUGUUGUCUCUUUUUUCUUUCCUGUUUUCUACUGACUAACAUGGGAAUUUCCUGGUGUCUAGUACAAGAUGUCUAGAACGACAUGUUGGAUCCACAGCAGGAUGUCUGAUGACUCCGUUGUGGCAAUUAUCAAUGGAGAGGUCGUCAUGACCAACGCCAACCGGAGUGACGAACGUCAGGCAAGGAUUUCUGUCUAUCUAAGUUUCUGCAAACCGGUGUACAGUGUAUUCACAUCUGAUCCCCUGUUUUAUUUCAUGUAGCUCUGGUGGAAGCACCUUAUAUACGAGGAUGGCCUCAAGGAUGAGGCAGGCAACCCAGGGUUUGUGCUGGUGAACAAAGGCACCGGAGAUGCAUUGAAGCACCCUCCUAUGGACCCCAGUCGCUGGGUAAGCCAUUUUGUUUCAGAUACUGGCUCUUGUGCUCAAUGAGAUAUGUCUGCUCAUUUCUUCCGGCCCAUAUCAGAUCGAAACCAUCAAGUUCGAUCAAGCGCAUCUGGACGAGUCAAUCCAGUGGGCCGAGAGCGGGGACCUGGGCGCUGGUUUUCGCCAAAUCUAUAGGAUCAACAAAAUUGACUACCACUUAAAUGCGUAUGGCGGGUCUGCACAAGAGGGCACACGGCUCCAACUCUAUCCGGCGAAUGGCCAAAUUUUUAAUAAUGAGCUUUGGAAGAUCACCCCCGUAGAGUGACGCGCCAAAGCUUUACUGAUCAGUUUGGUUGCACUGUUUCAUCAAAUUAUCUUUUUCGUUUUCAAGUUAAAUAUAUUGUUGGCAGUAGUGUCUGUUUCAAUAAUAUUUUCACAUCAGAAGCUGUGGGGCUUGAGAGCCAUAUCUUGUUCCCAACUUCCGAUUAUCUUUAGUUCAUGCUCAUCUUCCGUCUCAA